GCGGGAUUGUCCUCCCAGGCUGGCAGCCGGCUUCCAGCAGCACCAUGUCUGCCCUUGGCAUCACUGUGGCCCUGCUGGUGUGGGCGGCCAUUCUCCUGCUGGUGUCCAUCUGGAGGCAGGUGCACAGCAGCUGGAAUCUGCCCCCAGGCCCUUUCCCACUUCCCAUCGUCGGGAAUCACUUCCACUUGGAAUUGAAGAAUAUCCCCAAGUCCUUCACCCAGCUGGCCGAGCGCUUCGGGCCGGUGUUCACGCUGUACCUGGGCCAGCGGCGCGUGGUGGUGAUGCACGGCUACAAGGCCGUGAGGGAAGCGCUGCUGGACUACAAGAGCGAGUUCUCGGGCCGAGGAGAAAUCCCCGCGUUCCAGGCGCACAAGGACAGGGGAAUUAUUUUCAAUAAUGGGCCCACCUGGAAGGACAUCCGGCGGUUUUCCCUGACCACCCUCCGGAACUAUGGGAUGGGGAAACAAGGCAACGAGAACCGGAUCCAGAGGGAGGCCCACUUCCUGGUGGAAGCACUCAGGAAGACCCAGGGCCAGCCUUUCGACCCCACCUUCCUCAUCGGCUGUGCACCCUGCAACGUCAUAGCUGACAUCCUCUUCCACAAGCGUUUCGACUACGAUGAUGAGAAGUUUCUGAGGUUGAUGCAUUUGUUUAAUGAGAACUUCUACCUGCUCAGUACUCCCUGGCUCCAGCUUUACAAUAAUUUUUCCAGCUAUCUACACUACUUGCCUGGAAGCCAUAGAAAAGUCAUAAGAAAUGUGGCUGAAAUAAAAGAGUAUGUGUCUGAAAGGGUGAAGGAGCACCAUCAAUCCCUGGACCUCAGCUGCCCCCAGGACCUCACCGACUGCCUGCUGGUGGAAAUGGAAAAGGAAAAGCCCAGUGCAGAACCCUUGUACACAAUGGACGGUAUCACCGUGACCGUGGCCGACCUGUUCUUCGCGGGGACAGAGACCACCAGCACCACUCUGAGAUACGGGCUCCUGAUUCUCAUGAAAUACCCUGAGAUCGAAGAGAAGCUCCAUGAAGAAAUUGACAGGGUGAUUGGGCCAAGCCGAGUCCCUGCCGUCAAGGACAGGUUGGAGAUGCCCUACAUGGACGCUGUGGUGCAUGAGAUUCAGCGGUUCAUCAACCUCGUGCCCUCCAACCUGCCCCAUGAAGCAACCCGAGACACCAUUUUCAGAGGAUACCUCAUCCCCAAGGGCACAGUCAUAAUUCCAAAUCUGGACUCCGUUUUGUAUGACAACCAAGAAUUUCCUGAUCCAGAAAAGUUUAAGCCAGAACACUUCCUGAGUGAAAAUGGGAAGUUCAAGUACAGUGACUAUUUCAAGCCAUUUUCCGCAGGAAAACGGGUGUGUGCUGGAGAAGGCCUGGCUCGCAUGGAGUUGUUUCUGUUGUUGUCUGCCAUUUUGCAGCAUUUUAAUUUGAAGUCUCUUGUGAACCCAAAGGAUAUCGACCUCAGCCCCAUAAAGAUUGGGUUUGGCCGCAUUCCACCACAUUACAAACUCUGUGUCAUUCCUCGCUCAUGAGUGUGAGGAGGACACACUCAUUCCUGAGCCCCCCACUUUCAAGCAAGUUUUCAAAUUGUUUGAGGUCAGGAUUCCUUAAACCUAUUCCUUUCUUUGCAUAUGAAUAUUUCAAAAUAAACAUUUUCCUGGAAUAUAAAC
This is a messenger RNA of Cebus imitator (Panamanian white-faced capuchin), 1664 nucleotides long. It is a transcript of the gene CYP2E1, whose product is annotated as cytochrome P450 family 2 subfamily E member 1. The transcript has 9 exons. The coding region runs from base 45 to 1526 and encodes 493 amino acids. Lineage: Eukaryota; Metazoa; Chordata; Mammalia; Primates; Cebidae. Gene Ontology annotation, molecular function: oxidoreductase activity, acting on paired donors, with incorporation or reduction of molecular oxygen, reduced flavin or flavoprotein as one donor, and incorporation of one atom of oxygen; heme binding; iron ion binding. The record is from RefSeq and is a predicted model, not a curated record. Gene Ontology annotation, cellular component: intracellular membrane-bounded organelle; cytoplasm. Gene Ontology annotation, biological process: xenobiotic metabolic process.